This is a messenger RNA of Arctia plantaginis, 258 nucleotides long. Lineage: Eukaryota; Metazoa; Arthropoda; Insecta; Lepidoptera; Erebidae. The record is from the annotation of a GenBank genome assembly.
AUGCUGGGGCCGAUCCACGAUAAUGGCCGAGUAUGGGCUGUACGGGGCCAUGGUGCGCCACUCCCUGCCUCUCCCGGAGACCAUACUCAACAGCGCCAAGGAGAACGACUCCGUCGCGCCCUGGCUACUCGAGCCUGCGCGGGGAGGGCAGGCGGCGGUGGAGGGGGCGACGAGGACGGGUGGGCGGGUGUAUGGGACGCGCGGAAGGGGGACUAUAGCCUCACCGGGGGGCGGCAAGAUGGCGGCCGCAUUGUCUAA